Messenger RNA from Lecanosticta acicola, 669 nucleotides. Lineage: Eukaryota; Fungi; Ascomycota; Dothideomycetes; Mycosphaerellales; Mycosphaerellaceae. The record is from the annotation of a GenBank genome assembly.
AUGUCUACCUCCUACUACUCAUACCAGCCGACAGGCACCCUGCCGGUAAGCGUGCCCGGCAAGUCACCGCAGCAACCCUAUGCCAGUCGCCAUACCCGCAAUUCCUCGGGAUACAGCCAACUCUCCGCGUCGCCUCCGGAGCGACCCGAGAGCGUUUCCUCCUCGGGUGCGGGCUUGUACUCAUCGGCAUCGAGCCAGUGCGGCGGUAGCGAGUAUGAUUCGUCCAGCGGUGCAACCAGCGUCGAUUUGCUAGACUACAUGAACGACCGCCUUUCGCAAGCAUACAAUCCAAUCCCUCUUGACAAGAAUCUCGCCAAGCAAGCGCAAAUGUAAGCACCAGCAGGCUCCUUACAAACGAACAAGAUCACUGAUCGAUUGCGCAGGUCAGGAGAAUUGAACGCAAAGAAUCGCGAAUUGCUGGCUCUGCAAGCGCAAGCGAGAGCACGACUUGCCAAGACCCGAGCCAACUUCGCCGAGGGCAUGAAAGCCGCAAAGGACGUCCAGCGAGACUUGGAAUGGACACAGAAGAAAGUCCAGUACGUCACCCAGAUCUCAUCUUGACCGCAUUCGCUGACACUGCAUAGUGCGUUGAACGCGAGAGCAGCACAAAAAUACCCAGAUCAAUACCGAGCUGCGAGUCAACGUUACCCAGCGCCUGUGGAUUACUAA